UCUAUUUCUAGCAAGAUGCCAGCCCACAGUGUCCCACCGCACACAUCCCGUGACCAUACUCCCACUCUCACACUCUCGCGUGUUUCUCACUCUUCGUCACUUCCAACAAAACCCCUUCAACUCAACACUUUACUUCACUCUCUCUGUCUUUGUUUUGGUUUCUCAGUUUCUACAAUGUCUUCGUUUUCUCUUACGUUUCUCACAUUAUUAUCGUUCUUUUGUUUCUGCGUUAACGCGCGUCUAACGUUGGACUUCUACAAGGACACGUGUCCGCAGUUCGCGCAGAUCAUCCGCGACACGGUGACGGCGAAGCAGAUCGCGAGUCCCACCACGGCGCCCGCCACAAUCCGCCUCUUCCUCCACGACUGCCUCCUCCCAAAUGGCUGCGACGCCUCCAUCCUCCUCUCCUCCACGGCGUUCAACAAGGCGGAGCGCGACGCCGACAUCAACCUCUCCCUCCCCGGCGACGCCUUCGACCUCGUCGUCCGCGCCAAGACCGCCCUCGAACUGGCCUGCCCCAACACCGUCUCCUGCGCCGACAUCCUCUCCGCCUCCACCCGCGACCUCCUGACCAUGCUCGGCGGCCCCUUCUACCCCGUUUUCCUCGGGCGUCGUGACGGCCGCUUCUCCUCCGCCGCCUCCGUCCCCAACCACCUCCCCACUCCAUCCAUGCCCAUGUCCCAAAUCACGGAAAUCUUCACCCGGCGCGGGUUCUCCGUGGAGGAGUUCGUCGCUCUGAGUGGGGCCCACACCGUGGGAUUCUCCCACUGCUCCGAAUUCGUCAGCAACCUCUCGAACUCGUCUUCUUCCUACAACCCUCGUUUUUCUGAAGCUUUAUCCAAAGCUUGCGCCGAUUACAGAACCAACCCUACCCUUUCCGUCUUCAAUGACAUCAUGACUCCCAACAAGUUCGACAAUGUGUACUUCCAGAACCUUCCUAAGGGUUUGGGCGUGCUGAAAUCCGAUCACGGCUUGUACAGUGACCCUGUUACGAGACCAUUCGUGGAGGGCUUCGCCAAGGAUCAAGCUAGGUUCUUUAGGGUUUUUGCCUCCGCGAUGCAGAAGCUGAGUCUCCUCAAUGUGCAGACGGGGAGAAAGGGGGAGAUCCGACGCAGGUGUGAUCAGAUUAAUUGAUUCUUUCUUCUUUUUGGAAGCUGUUGAUGAUUUGAUGAGAUAAGAUCUUUUGAUUUAAGAUGAGAAUGAGAAUGAAAAUGAAACCUCUGUUGUGCAUGAAUUUGAUGUUUUUGAGGUUGAUUAUACAUACAUAGAUUUCGGUUGUGUGAGGUGAGGAAAUGGUGGAAUGGAGUAAUUGUUGUUGAUCUUGGAUAGAUGAAUCUGAGUUAUGGUUUUUGAAUGUAAUAUUAUAAGAUUUAAUUAAUAAAGUUUCUCAUUUUAAUCUGUUUUCUCA
Messenger RNA from Vigna radiata var. radiata (mung bean), 1408 nucleotides. RefSeq names its product peroxidase 31-like. The transcript has a single exon. Bases 16 to 1134 code for a protein of 372 amino acids. Lineage: Eukaryota; Viridiplantae; Streptophyta; Magnoliopsida; Fabales; Fabaceae. Gene Ontology annotation, biological process: hydrogen peroxide catabolic process; response to oxidative stress. The record is from RefSeq and is a predicted model, not a curated record. Gene Ontology annotation, molecular function: peroxidase activity; heme binding.